Molecule: messenger RNA, 715 nt
Organism: Ahaetulla prasina
Lineage: Eukaryota; Metazoa; Chordata; Lepidosauria; Squamata; Colubridae
Gene: CFAP141
Product: cilia and flagella associated protein 141
Exons: 5
Coding region: 27-374 (115 amino acids)
Source: RefSeq, a predicted model, not a curated record
CAGAGGGAUCAAAUACUGAUUUCUCCAUGGCAUCCUCCGAGGAGAAAAAAAAGCCACUCACCCAUGCUGCCUUACGUGAGAAAUUACUGAAAGAAGAAGAGAUGCUGGCAAAAUUUAAAGAGUUUUCUAAAUUUCUUCAAAGCUGGGAACGUGGCCGAGUCAUGUGCCUGCAGCUGAAAUCACAGGAAGACAGGUGUUUUGCAAGAAGCAGGAAGAGGCACCAAGCAGAAAUGAAAGAAGAAAUGCACUAUGCUAAUAAACAGCUGUUGAUGCUUCGACAGGCAGCUUUAAAGCAUCUCUUAAGUACUGAACACCUGCAAUACCAGCUGGAAUUUAACCAUUUGGGAAUGUCAUUCUAUGCUGAAAGGCUCUGAGAAUCUCAAACAUAUGUAACAGUUUGGGCUGUUUGGAUGUUAAAAUUGCACAUUUGCCUUUGACUGAAUUACAUAGAGCAAUGGAAAAUCAAUGAAAUGCAGACUAAAACAAAAUAAGUUGCAAAAUGGGGCGUAUUCCAAGAAAUUAAGCAGUAGAGGAAGAGAGUGAAGUGGAAGAAAAUUUAAAAAUAUGUUUAAUUUCCGCAAUGAAAUAAAUGAAUUACAGAAAUAUUUAAAAUUAGCUGAAUUUUCUCUUGGUUAAUAUUGGGGGGGAAAAGUCAGCAUCUAUACAUAAAUGUAUGGAACAUGUACAAAAGCUCAUGAACAAGCUAAAUAUAUAU